UGGUAAUUAAGAAAAGCAACAAAAAAAACCAUUAAAUGACGACAAAAGAGACAUUAAGUUGGGUUCAAACGCUUAAAGAAAGUAUAAUAAACAAACUGAAAAAACGUAAUAUCCAAUUCGACGAACGUGAAAAAUUCGACGUAUUGCGUAAAAAGCUAAGAGAAGCAGUGAAAUCAGAAUUAGAAAAGAGUGAAAAUAAGCCUGGCGAAAAGAAUAAAAUCGAUAUUGAAACAACAGAUCAAGAGGUUCAGCAGGAUCAACCGAACGAGAUGACAAAAAACGUCAAAAUUGAGUUCCGGCUACACAAGGACGACUGGGAAACUUUUACAGAGCAAAUGGAGCAGUUGUUCAUUGCAAAUGACACCAAAGAGGAAAAGAAGGCAGCGCAAAUACUGGUAAGAGUAGACACUGAGGCUUUUAAAUUAAUGAAACAGUUACUUGCACCAGAUAAAGUAGCUACGAAAAAGUAUGACGACAUCGUUAAAGUCAUGAAUAAACACUUGAAUCCAAAGCCAUCGGAGGUCAUGGAACGUUGCAAGUUCAAUCAAGCUAAACAAGAGGAAAGCGAGUCAGUAGCGGACUUUGCAGCAAAAUUAAAAAAACUAGCACUAAACUGUAACUUUGCGGAUAUCAAAACGGCAUUACGUGACCAAUUUGUGUGUGGAUUAAAAGAGCAAAGCACGAAGGUGGAAUUAUUUAAGAAAACUGAUUUAGAUUUUGAAACAGCUUACAAGGAAGCGAUUGCAAGAGAAGCAGCUGAGAAAAAUGCAAAAAGUUCGUUAACGGCAUUGAAGAAUACAAAUGAACAAAAAGACGACGUAUUUGUGCUAAGCAAUACUAGGAAUAAAUGGAAAAACAACUAUAACAACGAAAAGGACAUAACUUGUUAUUGUUGUGGCAAGAAAAAUCAUACAUCCAAGGUAUGCAGAUUCAAGGAGUACACAUGUCACAACUGUAAGAAGAAGGGGCAUCUUCAACAAGCAUGCAGAAGCAAAGGAGACGGAAAGAAAAAGAAACAAGAACGAGUUCAGUUGCUAGAGCACAGACAAGAGGAUUCAUCCGAAGAAGACUCCGAAGAUGCAUCAUCACCAGAAGACAAAGCCACGAGUAAACGAAGGAGUCAAGAUUUCUAUUAUUUCACGGCUAACGUGAAAAAUGUGCAAAGUGAAGUGCAUAGAUUAAAAACGGAACAAAACGGUUUGUACGAUUGUAUGGGUGCUCCUAUGUAUGAGAAUGUCGAAAUAAAUGAUGUGAAUGUGUGUAUGGAAUUGAAUACGGGCACUUAUGCCACGGUAAUAUCGGAAUUGUAUUACAAUAAAUAUUUUAAGUCAUGCAAUAUUGUAAAAACGGAGCGCAAUUUAAAAACAUACGAUGAAAAAAUUUUGCAACCUAUUGGCAAAUUGACAAAUUUAAAGGUAAAAUACAGAAAUGCAGUGAGAAAGCUAAAUUGUUUUGUAUUGCCGGGGUCAGGACCAAUGUUAAUGGGUAGAAAAUGGCUAGCAGAAUUUGGCAUGUGGCCUUUACAAAUCAAAAAUGUUCGUAAUAGUAAAAUCAACAAAUUGAACGUUCAAAAUGUAAAAAACGAGCUAGCUGAAAAAUAUACUGAAUUUUUUAGCGAUUCUCCAGGAAAGUAUAAUAAAAGUAAAUCAAAAAUUUAUCUGAAAGAAAAUGCAAGACCAAUUGCGUUGAAAUGUAGAAGUGUUGCGUAUGCGUUGAGAUCUCUGAUUGAGAAUGAAUUAAAAAGACUUGAAAAGCUAGGACAUUUAGAACCGGUAGAAAUAAGUGAAUGGGCAACACCAAUCGUCCCUGUAUUCAAAAGUAACGGAAAUAUUCGCAUUUGUGGCGAUUUUAAAACUACAUUAAAUAAAUUUAUAUUAGCAGAUAAAUACCCAUUGCACACAAUAGAUGACAUAUUUGCAAAGCUACAAGGGGGUAAUUCAUUUUCGGAGUUAGACUUAACGCACGCAUAUAUGCAAUUUCCGGUAGACGGAAAAAGUUCAGAAUAUUUGACAAUCGUAACACAUAAGGGUCUUUUCAGAUACACGAAAUUACCGGAAGGCGUUUCAGUGGCGCCCACAGAUGUACAAAGAAAAAUGGAUGAAUGCCUUCAAGGAAUUGAUAGCGUGAUACCGUACUUAGAAAACAUUUAUGUUACAGGCAAGUCGGACGAGGAGCAUUUUGAAAACUUACAUAAAGUAUGCAAAAGAUUACAAGAGUGUGGGUUAAGAGUAAACAAAAACAAAUGUUUUUUCAUGAAAGAUAAACUAGAAGUACUUAGUUUUGUAAUUGAUAAAGAAGGCCUGCAUAAAGCCGAAUCAAAAAUUAAAGCAAUGACAAAUGCUCCUCGCCCGACAAACACAAAGGAACUAGAAUCGUUCUUAGAAUUAAUAAAUUUUUAUGCUAGAUUCUUACAAAAUAGAUCUGACCAAUUAAAACUGUUGUAUGAGGCGUCACGAAAAGAAAAAUUUGAAUGGAACGACAAAUGUACAAAAGCAUUUAAUUGGGUAAAAAAGGAAUUAACAUCACACAAAGUAUUGGUUAAUUACGACCCAAAACAAACAAUUAUACUUGCAUGUGACGCUUCAGAUUACGGUCUGUCGGCAAUUUUAUCACAUAGGUAUAGCAAUGGAGAGGAAAGACCGAUAGCUUUUGCGUCUAAAAAAAUUCCAAAGCAUGAACUAAACAGGAAAAUAUUAGAUAAAGAAGCGAUGGCAAUCGUUUUUGGAUGUAAAAGAUUCUACCAAUUUAUUUUUGGCAAAGAGUUUAUACUAAGAACCAACAACAAAGCAUUACAAUUAAUUUUAGGACCAAGAAAGGGCAUCCCAAUAACGGCAGAUAAUAGAUUCUAA
Messenger RNA from Monomorium pharaonis (pharaoh ant), 2849 nucleotides. RefSeq lists its product as uncharacterized. The coding region runs from base 36 to 2849 and encodes 937 amino acids. The record is from RefSeq and is a predicted model, not a curated record. The transcript has a single exon. Gene Ontology annotation, molecular function: nucleic acid binding; zinc ion binding. NCBI's taxonomy places the organism in Eukaryota, Metazoa, Arthropoda, Insecta, Hymenoptera, Formicidae.